This is a messenger RNA of Plenodomus lingam JN3, 726 nucleotides long. NCBI's taxonomy places the organism in Eukaryota, Fungi, Ascomycota, Dothideomycetes, Pleosporales, Leptosphaeriaceae. The record is from RefSeq and is a predicted model, not a curated record.
AUGACAUACGAGUUCACCGCCACAACCUUUACAAAAACUUCCCGGCUUCCAUUCAAGAUUCAGCGACUUGAUGGCACUUCUUUCGUUCGGUCUAGAUCCUGGAACCAUGAGCGCAUCACCAAUGAGGCUAAAGCCUUGAAACUAGUCUUGCAGCAGACAUCAGUACCUGUUCCGCGACUGCUAGACUAUGGCACCUAUCCAGAUGGUCGGAGAUAUUUGACCACUGAGUUCAUUGAAGGCUCACGUCUGGACACCUUUCCUGCCCGACAUUGCUCAAAGCCAGAGGGACAGAAGCAUACAAUAGCCUCUGUGGAUAGGGAAGGGAUGCUGGAAGACUCUGCUUCUAAGCUGCCUGAGUAUGUCUUUCAACACGGCGAUAUUGCUGCCCAAAACAUCAUAAUGGAUUCGCAGACACUACAGGUCAAGGCCUUGAUUGAUCUUGAAUAUGCUGGAUUUUAUCCACCACAGAUGGAAAAUUGGCCUGGAACACUUUGUCCAGAUACAUACAAUAGGCAUGGCGAAAAAAUAGGCCAUCUAAGACGGCGGUUCCUUGCUACAGAGUAUUUGAAAUGUUACGACAAGUGGAGCAACAAAGCAGAGUUACACGAGUUGAUUGAUCUUCGUGGACCAAAUAGCGAGAGUGAACAGAAGGCUGCUGCAAAGACUGUCAUCAUCCCAAGCGAGAUGAAUAAAGACCAUGGUCUAGUCGAUAAUCCUAUAAACUAG